Messenger RNA from Brassica rapa (field mustard), 2348 nucleotides. RefSeq names its product probable galacturonosyltransferase 7. Gene Ontology annotation, molecular function: polygalacturonate 4-alpha-galacturonosyltransferase activity. The record is from RefSeq and is a predicted model, not a curated record. Lineage: Eukaryota; Viridiplantae; Streptophyta; Magnoliopsida; Brassicales; Brassicaceae.
CACACGUGCGAGGAAAAAAGGUUGGGUGUGUGUCUCUCUCUCUCUUCCAAGUAGCAAACAAGGGAAAGGGACGAUGCGAUGCGAUCAGGCAAAGUGCAUUACUUGAAAACGCCGUCGUUUCAGGGAUCCAAUGCGGUUCGUAAUUUGAAAAAGGCAUUGAUUGAUUGAAAUCUAAAUCGGAAAAAUGAAAGGCGGAGGAGGAGGAGGCGGCGGAGGAAAACGGCGGUGGAAAGUUCUGGUGAUAGGAGUAAUGGUUCUUGUGAUCCUAUCAAUGCUGGUUCCUCUAGCUUUCUUGCUCGGCCUUCACAACAGCUUCCACUCUCCUGGCCUCGUCGUCACUCUCCAACCAUCUACUCCUUAUGAGAGCUUUAGCAGAAUCAAUGCUACUCAACAUUCACAGAGAGAUGUAUCCGAGAGAGUUGAUCAGGUUCUUCAAAAACUCAACCCAGUGCUUCCCAAGAAAAGGGACAUAAACGGUGGUUCCAGAGAUAUGAAUAGGACAAGCAUCAGUGAUUCUAAGAAGAAAGGAGUACCAGUGUCCCCAGCUGUUGUUGCCAACCCAAGCCCUGCAAAUAAAACAAAAACUGAAGUCUCGUACAAAGGUGUUCAGCGGGCGGUAGUUAGUGUUGAUGAAAGUCAGAGAACUUGUCAAGUGAAAUACGGGAGUUACUGUCUCUGGAGGGAGGAAAAUAAGGAACCGAUGAAAGAUUCCAAGGUGAAGCAUAUGAAGGACCUGCUAUUUGUGGCUAGAGCGUACUACCCAAGUAUUGCUAAAAUGCCUUCUCAAAGCAAGCUGACUCGGGAUAUGAAACAGAACAUCCAAGAGUUUGAGCGUAUUCUUAGUGAAAGUUCAGCUGAUGGUGACCUUCCACCACAGGUUGAUAAGAAGUUUGAGAAGAUGGAAGGUGUGAUUUCAAAGGCAAAGUCUUUUCCGGUUGACUGUAACAAUGUUGACAAGAAACUGAGACAGAUCCUGGAUUUGACUGAGGAUGAAGCAAGUUUCCACAUGAAACAGAGUGUGUUCCUCUACCAGCUUGCGGUGCAGACAAUGCCUAAGAGUCUUCAUUGCUUGUCAAUGAGGCUAACUGUGGAGCAUUUCAAGUCAGGCUCAGUUGAUAUUGAGGAUAGUGAGAAGUUUUCAGAUCCCUCGUUGCUUCACUUUGUUAUCAUCUCCGAUAAUAUACUUGCAUCUUCCGUUGUGAUCAACUCAACGGCUGUACACGCAAGGGAAAGUAAAAACUUUGUUUUCCAUGUACUGACCGACGAGCAGAACUACUUUGCGAUGAAACAAUGGUUCAUCAGGAAUCCCUGCAAACAAGCAGCUAUUCAAGUCUUGAACAUUGAGAAAAUGGAGCUUGAUCAGUCUGAUAUGAAGCUGUCUUUGCCUACAGAGUUCCGUGUCUCCUUCCCAAGUGGUGACAAUAGAGCAGACUACUUAUCAAUUUUCUCUCGAUCUCACUAUCUUCUUCCGAAAAUAUUUCAUAAGUUGGAAAAGGUUGUGGUUCUGGAUCAUGACGUUGUGGUCCAGCGAGACUUGUCUCCUCUUUGGGAGCUUGAUAUGGAAGGAAAAGUGAACGGCGCAGUGAAGUCGUGCUCUGUGAGAUUAGGUCAGCUAAAGAGUCUCAAGAGAGGAAGUUUUGAUGCUAAUGCUUGUCUCUGGAUGUCUGGAUUGAAUGUCAUUGAUCUUGCUAGAUGGAGGGAGCUGGGAGUCUCAGAAACAUACCAUAAAUUUUACAAACAGAUGAGUGGUGGAGCUGAGCCGAGAGAAGCAAUUGCAUUGAAAGCAAGCUUGCUUACGUUUCAAGACAAAGUAUAUGCUCUUGAAGACAAAUGGGCUCUAUCAGGGCUUGGUUAUGACUACUAUAUCAAACCCCAAACGAUAAAGAACGCAGCGACGUUGCACUACAAUGGGAACAUGAAGCCGUGGCUAGAGAUGGGAAUCCCACAGUACAAAAGCUAUUGGAGAAAGCAUCUGAACAGGGAAGACGGAUUCUUGAGUGACUGUAACGUGAAUCCUUGAUGAGAAAGAGAGUAAGUAGAAGAAAUUACACGGGGACAAUGCUGUAGAAGCAAGUCACACGCGCAAAGAAAAAAAGAUUUAGAGUGGCAUCUCAUUUUUUUGUGGGGGUAAAUAAACCCGAAUGCAUUGCAGAAGAAAUGCUGAAAGGGGAAGAAGCUAGCAGAAGUGGGUUAAAAAAUGAUUAGCAAAUUGAUUUUUUAAGAGACAGUGAUGAAGAUGAUUGCAAAAUCAGCUUUGAUAUUAUGAUUUCGAAAAGAAACUUGGAUGUUGUAUAUGAUUUUUGGUAAAGAGAGGUGUCCCAUCAUUCUUUUACUCACGUUAUUUUCCA